Cyprinus carpio (common carp) is the source of this 4408-nucleotide messenger RNA. It is a transcript of the gene lgalslb, whose product is annotated as galectin like b. The record is from RefSeq and is a predicted model, not a curated record. NCBI's taxonomy places the organism in Eukaryota, Metazoa, Chordata, Actinopteri, Cypriniformes, Cyprinidae. Gene Ontology annotation, molecular function: carbohydrate binding.
AAAAGAAAAUUGCAUUGUUUUAAUACUAAAAAGUGUUGAACUGUAGCCACGUAUUAUUCUGUUGUUAAUUAUAUGUUCCGAUCCAAUGAGAUGUGAGCAGAUUAGGUUCAUAUGGAGGCUGGAUUAACCUCCACCCGUACGAUAAUCCGCGCACCUUGCAGCUCCCUGUCCGGUCUGACACGACACUGACAGAUCCCUGGGCUGGACCUGGACCGCCUUUGAUAAGCAUCCUAUGGUAUUUUGUUCAAGAUGGCGGUGGCGAGCAUGGAAAAGGACGCGAUAAAUACCGAAGAUGAUCUUCACCUUAAUAACUCGUUUGGAGAUUCUGGGCUUAUCUCCCCUGUUAAAGAAGACAUCUCUCGUGUUCUGACAGUUCCUUUCAGUGGACGGAUCAGAGGUGGGAUGAAGCCUGGGAAGAAAAUUAUUAUAAUGGGCAUCAUUGAUCCAGAGCCAGACAGCUUUGACAUCAGUUUGACCUGUGGCCACAAUGAGGAGAAGAACGAUGAUGAAGAGCUCACUGAUGUGGCCCUUAAACUCAGCGCAAGAUUCACUGAAAGGCAGUUUCUGAGGAAUGCACGGGUUUCCGGUAAAUGGAGUGAGGAAGAGGCACCCAUAGCUUACUUCCCCUUCAUCCCAGACCAGCCUUUUAGGAUUGAGAUCCAUUGUGAGCACCAGCGUUUUAGGAUCUUUGUGGAUGGACACCAGCUGUUUGACUUUUAUCACAAAGUAAAGUCUUUGCCGGCCAUUAAUAUGAUCCGGAUAGUUGGGGGUCUUCAGAUCACCAAGCUGGGCUAACCAAGCACACCUGAGCACGCGCCAGAAAGGACUUCUCACAGGUGAACAUCUGCACCUGUGCGUUUGCCGCAGCUCACACAAAGACAUCAACAACAUUUCCAACAGCAUUUCCACUUCUCUUUUGCCCUCUAACCUCACAUUGUAAUGAUUUCUGAGUAUUGUAUCAUAACAGGUUUGGUGAAUGGUUGCAAUAUCAGAUGUGUGUUUUCCAGUAUCUUUGCUUCACAUUGUAGCUUAGCCUAUUUGUUUAACUUCAAUACUUUUUCAGGGAUCGCACACUUUGAUAUGCACUCUGUGGCAGUAACAUACAGUACGCCACUGGGAUUUAGCUGCUCUCCAUAGACACUGCCAGUGUGCUUGUGCUUGUAGUCUAGCAGUGUAGGUUCGAAAUGAUCCAAAACUCAGGAUAUCAGAUAAAGUUGAUUUUACUUCAUUUCACUCGGGUGAUAAAUUUGCUUUAAAUUAUUACGAGUUACUCUGAAAUGCUUUGGCUGCUAGAAUAUAGGAGCUCAGAUUCCACAUUUGCUGUUCCACCUGGGUUUUAUUUGUGUUAUUUAAUCUGAAUAAUUAAAAUAUUUUGGAAGGAAGAAGUUAUUUUAUCUCCAAAUUGUGUAGCGGGGUGUAUGGUAGACAUUUGAAUAGCAUACCUUUCCUGUCUCUGUUCAUUGCAGCUACUCAUUUUGGUAGAUCUAGAAUAUAUUACACUGAAAUUCUGUAGAAUGUCACCAUGAGGGUUAUUUAAUUUGAGGUUGAGGAAGUUUUUAAUUUUUGGAAAUUUGAUCAUCCAGUCAUUAUCUUCCAAGCCAGCACAGUAUUUAAUUACAACAGCGUAAUGUUAAAUCCUUGGCAACCAAACCAACACAGAUGUUUAAUUGCAUUGUUUUCUGUGAGGAAUGACUUCAGUGCAGCAAUUUUGCAAAAAAUAAAUUUGCUUAUCUGUUUACGCUUUAUUAUGAGCACCUCGUAAAAGUUGAAGGAGCAGAUAUAACAGGGCUGAAUUGUUUCUUGAAUGUACUGUCCUCCGCUGAUAGGCUUCAUAAUAGCUUAGCUGUGGGUGUAAAGUGAGCAUCUUUAAAAAAAAAAAAUCUAUUAUUCUCUCCUCCUCCUUCAUACUCCUAAUGUCACUCCUCUAAAUAUAUAAACACAUAGUCAGUGGUCAGCAUGUUUCUGUAUUCAGCAGUGAUUUUGCUGAGAUCCUCUGCCCUGUACACCCACAAUGCUGUCCACUCGGUUGUCUUCUGCUCAACUUCCACUUGUAGGAUUGGAUUAGUAUGAUAGCAGUGAUUAUUAUUGCUACUUAUUACAUUACAAUAUCCAAAAAACAAUUCUUGAUUUGCAUUAAUGUGUUCACUAUCAUUCAAAAGUUUGAGGUCGGUAAGAAUUUUUGAAAGAAAAGUUUUCGAAAGGCGUCUCUCAUCAAGACUGCAUUUAUUUAAAAAAAAAAAAAAAAAAAAUUAUUUUAAAAUGUAGUUUAUUCCUAUGAUGGCAAAGCUGAGUUUUCACUCUGGUCUUCAGUGUCACAUGAUCAUUCAGAAAUCAUUCUGAUAUGCUGAUUUGAUGCUCAAGAAACAUUUAUUUUUAUCAAAAUUAAAUAACUUUAUUGUGAAAACUAAGUGGUAUUAAUUUCUUUAAAACAACAACAACAACAACAACAAAAAAAAAACUUACUUACUGACCUUUACAUUUUGAAUGGUGUUUAUGUAGUACUACUGUCACAUCAACUAUUGUGUGGAUGAAUGUACACUGUUCUGUAGUGAAAGAGUCAGCAAUGCUUCUCAUUAGUCAAUAUUACUGUAUAUUCAGGAUUAUGGUCACUAUUGUAAUAUUUUUCUAAAACUAUACUUCUAGUAGUCAGUCUGUAUCCUGGAACACAUGGAAACAGAGGCAGUGAAAAAAUGAAGUUGAAGGACUGCUGUUUUGUCUGCUUUACUGGUCGAUCUACUUGACUGAAUUUGACUGAAUGAAAUAAUGCUAUUAUACGCCAGAGAGUACUUAACACCAGCCAAAGACAUUUGCCCACAUCAGCGUCUGGUCAACAUUGAAAUCAGAAUAUUUAUUGAGUGCAAUAUUAAAGAUCCUUAAUCUGUUGAGAAGGUACUCCUGACAGAAAACUCCAGCUAAAUAAAGUAUUGAACAUUUAAUGUGAAGUAGGUCAUUUUUUUUUUGUACUUGGCUGAUUUUCUCUGCAGUUGUUUGUGCCUCAAACUCGUGCAGAGAUCGUUUAAUCGAGACAGAAUCGGUACGGCAGCACAAGCAAUAUGGUCCUUGACCACACACCCAUCUGACAUGUCGUGGCAAACGCACUUUGAUAUUACAUGCUUAGGCUUAGCAAAUGAAACAUGGUCAUCUGGACCAAUAUGAUCCACUUAACAGUAUUGCUAUUUAACUGCUAAAUCUGUUGUGAGUUGUGAGCUUCAUGCUGUGUGGUGAUGUUUUAACGUUUAAACACUGACCAUUAUUUAUUUAGUGUCUGAACAAUGAGUGUGUGAAAUUACACCUGGAUAACUGAAAAAUGGGGAGGGAGAAUAUGUAUUCACAAAAAUAACAGGUGAAGAAAGAACACACAAGGAGAGAAUGUCAAUAGAGUUGAUUGAUUAAAGUUGACUAAGCUGUGCUUUAAGAAACCUUAGUAUAAUAAUAGAUUUUGUUAAUGUAUUUGGCAGACGCUGUUAUCCAAAGUGACCUACAGUUCAUUGAAGUUUUAACAAACAUGCAUUUCUCCCCAUGAUCCUGAUAAUAUUCCCAAUUACUGAUACCAGGUUUAAUGCUUCCAUCUUUAUUCCUCUUUCUUGUCUUGUAACUCAGAAUUUACAAUCUUUCAAACUGGUUCACAUUUAUGAGGGUUAAAAAUGAAUGUCCUGGUUGUAAACCAUUGUUCUGAAGCCUUCGAACUUUGGAUGUAAAUAUACUAAACAGGGCCUCUGUAUGCUUCUUUUUUUUAUUUUUUUUAUUUUUAUUUUUUGCUACUGCAAUAAUGUCUUGACACUAAAGAGAGUGUUUGUAUGGUGUAUGUGAAAUUUAGUCUGAGUUUUCACUGGUUUCCAGUUCAUCAACAUUUUAGUUGAUUUCUUUAGACUCUAGGUAGCAUGGUAUGUGUCUUUUGCCUUUUUUUUUUGAUUUUCAGAGCUUUGCUUUUAGAGCUUAAUAUGUCAGUUCUUUUAUUUAAAGAGACUAUUUCAGAUGUGUUUAUAUAUUACUAAAGUGGCCCAUUACUUAGAGUUAGUUUGUGAUGUUGGAUGUAGUUGCACAAUUAUUUUCAUGAAUUAAAACCUGAGUUGGUUCAGUGUGCUUUUGAAACUUGGUAUUGAUCAGAAAUGUGCCUAUUGAAAUAUGGUAUUGGUGUUUGGGAUCUAAAAUUGUGUUCUUACUAAUGACUUACACCAAGAGACUUUAAUUUUGAGUUGCACUUUUCAAAGUAAUUUUUUCUGUAAUGCACUUCAUGUGUGAUUGAAGCAUAGAAACGAAUCAAAAACAUACAAUAAAUUCAUAAUUUGCCAAGGUAUGAAAUGUUUGUCAUACAGAAUCCCAAAAUACUUCAAUAUGUAUGGUACAACUAAAGAGUAGAAUUUGGGUGAAUAAAAGUAUGUGUGAAUAAAAUUGUGCAUUAAAAAUA